Guillardia theta CCMP2712 is the source of this 1071-nucleotide messenger RNA. RefSeq lists its product as hypothetical. Gene Ontology annotation, cellular component: neuron projection. Bases 1 to 1071 code for a protein of 356 amino acids. Gene Ontology annotation, biological process: neuron development; heterophilic cell-cell adhesion. Gene Ontology annotation, molecular function: cell adhesion molecule binding; protein homodimerization activity; protein heterodimerization activity. The record is from RefSeq and is a predicted model, not a curated record. Lineage: Eukaryota; Cryptophyceae; Pyrenomonadales; Geminigeraceae. The transcript has 11 exons.
AUGGCGGCCAGGGGAAGCGCAACAUGGGCGAGAGCUCUCAUGGUCUACCUGGUUCUUCUAUCAGCCAACGGCGACACAAAUUGGGGUCAAAAGAGUUCGCAGGUGGCAGGGGGGUUCAAGGAGAGCAUGGCGUCUGCUGCUGGCUCCUCCCUCGCUCCGGUGGGGGCGCGGGAAGCGGCGAUCAUGCAAGCGAGGGAGCAAGCGAGGGAGCAAGCUAGAAUGCAGGCCAAGGAGCAGAGCAUGAGCUCUGUCAGCAGGGAGAGCGCUGCUGCUAACAGACCUCAACACAUGCCUCCGAAUGUGAUCCCAACAGUCAAACCUGAAAGUCCUCCUCCUACAGCCGCGCAGCAGCCAGUCAGGGAAGGAGCUCCAAGGUCUCAAGGGUUCCUGUCUUCUCUCCUGUCCCCAGCUCAAGGGGUGCAGAACGUAGGAGGAGGCAACGUGAAGGUUGCGACCUGGUGGUUGAUGCUGCUGCAGCCUCGGGGUAGGGAGUGUGUCGCUCCCGGGGAGAAUAUCGAGUGCUCCGGCAAGGGAUUUUGUCUUGACGGAGACAAGGGAUGUAAAUGCAAGAAUGGAUUUGUGGGCAAGUUUUGUGAGAUACAAUGUCCUGGAGGAGGAAACUGCAAUGAUCGGGGAGUCUGCUUGGAGGACGGCAAGUGUUUGUGCCAGAAGGGAUUUUCAGGGGAAGCUUGCGAGUUGAGGCAGAUGGUUGGAGAUUUCGGUGAAAGUCAUUCAUCGUCGCGCUCAAGGAGGAGGGAGUCGGGAGGUCCCUGUGGAGAGAACAACGAGUGCUCUGGCCAUGGGCGAUGCUUGUCAGGAGAGGCUGGAGAGACUUGCAAGUGUGAGCCAGGGUGGUCUGGCCAAGCAUGCAGCACCCCUUGUCCUGGCCUGAAUAAGGAAGGGAUGUUCUGCUCUGGGUUCGGCUCCUGCACGCGGGAUGGAAAGUGUCGAUGCGAUGCAGGGUACUGGGGAGAGAUGUGCGAGAAGGGCAUGUGCGGGCUCAAGGGAACCUGCAAGUGCGAGGAAGGAUGGACGGGGCUGGAGUGUAAGGAGCAAGUGGGAAAGAGGUGA